UAGAGACUGUCGUUUUAGUUGAACAAAUGUUUGGUCUAAUGAUUACACCGUAGGUGCACGGUACCUUUAAAUCCCAGUUGAACCCCUCCUCCCCGUCACGUCACACCGAGACACGUCAUCAGUCACAACAAACAUGGCGGAUGCCGGUGCAUCUAUGACUCUAGCGACAAUUUCACUGAUAGGUUUCGCAUUACUGGCAGGGUUUUACCUGACCACUUUAAAUGCACUAUGUACAUUGGUCUCCGUUACUGUUACUGCCGUGUUGGUGUCCCAGUUAUUGCGGAAGUUACGGAGAAGAGACGCGUUGACGGAGCGGCGUGUAUGUGUGCUGGUUCUGGGGGAUAUCGGACGCAGCCCUCGCAUGCAGUACCAUGCCCUUUCACUCAGCAAACACGGCUACAGCGUAACGUUUGUUGGAUUCCCUGGUACCAAGCCUCAUCAGGAUGUGAUUGGAGAUGAGAGGAUCACAAUCAUCCCAAUCACAGAACUUAAAGGACUCCAAGUGGGUCCUAGGAUGGUGAGCUAUGUUACCAAGGUGAUUCUCCAGUCCCUGCAGCUUCUCCUGGUGUUAUUGAAGACUGAUGUCCAGUCCCAUAUUCUCAUGCAGAAUCCUCCAGGACUGCCCAGUAUAGUGGUGACGUGGCUGGUGUGUGGUCUGAGAGGAUCCAGGUUCAUCAUUGACUGGCACAACUACGGCUACACCAUCAUGGCCCUCUCACACGGCCCGGACCACCCCAUCGUCAGGCUGGCACAGUGGUAUGAACAGUUGUUUGGGCGAUUCUCCAGCCAUAACCUUUGUGUCACCAACGCUAUGAAGGAAGACCUCCAGAACAACUGGAACAUCAGGGCGACCACAUUGUAUGACAAGCCACCUGCUAUCUUCAAGGAGACUUCAGUAGACCUAAAGCACCAGCUGUUCAUGAGGCUGGCCAAGACUAUUCCUCAGUUCCGGGUCUGUGGUGAGCGACCUGAUGGUGAGACAGAGAGAACAGCGUUUACAUGUCGUGACCCCAGUGACCUUUCUGUGACUUUGACCUCAGGUCGACCUGCCCUACUGAUCAGCAGCACCAGCUGGACCGAGGAUGAGGACUUCUCCAUUCUGCUGAAGGCUCUGGAAGACUACGAGGGGUUUGUGAAAGCAGGAGCCUCUCUUCCCUCACUGGUCUGUGUCAUCACAGGUAACUAUAGUGUUGACAGUGUACUGCUGGUCUGUGUCAUUACAGGUAACUAUAGUGUUGACAGUGUACUGCAGGUCUUUAUGGGCCAGGUAACUAUAGUGUUGACAGUGUUCUGCAGGUCUUUAUGGUACAGGUAACUAUAGUGUUGACAGUGUACUGCAGGUCUGUGUCAUCACAGGUAACUAUAGUGUUGACAGUGUACUGCAGGUCUUUAUGGUCCAGGUAACUAUAGUGUUGACAGUGUACUGCUGGUCUGUGUCAUUACAGGUAACUAUAGUGUUGACAGUGUACUGCAGGUCUUUAUGGUCCAGGUAACUAUAGUGUUGACAGUGUACUGCAGGUCUGUGUCAUUACAGGUAACUAUAGUGUUGACAGUGUACUGCAGGUCUUUAUGGUCCAGGUAACUAUAGUGUUGACAGUCUACUGCAGGUCUUUAUGGUCCAGGUAACUAUAGUGUUGACAGUGUGCUGCAGGUCUGUGUCAUCACAGGUAACUAUAGUGUUGACAGUGUACUGCUGGUCUGUGUCAUUACAGGUAACUAUAGUGUUGACAGUGUACUGCUGGUCUUUAUGGUCCAGGUAACUAUAGUGUUGACAGUGUACUGCUGGUCUGUGUCAUUACAGGUAACUAUAGUGUUGACAGUGUACUGCAGGUCUGUGUCAUCACAGGUAACUAUAGUGUUGACAGUGUACUGCAGGUCUUUAUGGUCCAGGUCACUAUAGUGUUGACAGUGUACUGCUGGUCUGUGUGGUCACAGGUAACUAUAGUGUUGACAGUGUACUGCAGGUCUUUAUGGUCCAGGUAACUAUAGUGUUGACAGUGUACUGCAGGUCUUUAUGGUCCAGGUUACUAUAGUGUUGACAGUGUACUGCAGGUCUUUAUGGGCCAGGUAACUAUAGUGUUGACAGUGUACUGCUGGUCUGUGUCAUUACAGGUAACUAUAGUGUUGACAGUGUACUGCAGGUCUUUAUGGUCCAGGUAACUAUAGUGUUGACAGUGUACUGCAGGUCUGUGUCAUUACAGGUAACUAUAGUGUUGACAGUGUACU
Messenger RNA from Oncorhynchus keta (chum salmon), 2226 nucleotides. Its product is annotated as chitobiosyldiphosphodolichol beta-mannosyltransferase. NCBI's taxonomy places the organism in Eukaryota, Metazoa, Chordata, Actinopteri, Salmoniformes, Salmonidae. The coding region runs from base 134 to 1315 and encodes 393 amino acids. Gene Ontology annotation, molecular function: mannosyltransferase activity. Gene Ontology annotation, cellular component: endoplasmic reticulum. The transcript has 15 exons. The record is from RefSeq and is a predicted model, not a curated record.